Molecule: messenger RNA, 804 nt
Organism: Blastomyces dermatitidis ER-3
Lineage: Eukaryota; Fungi; Ascomycota; Eurotiomycetes; Onygenales; Ajellomycetaceae
Exons: 1
Coding region: 1-804 (267 amino acids)
Biological process (GO): protein ubiquitination; negative regulation of gene expression via chromosomal CpG island methylation
Molecular function (GO): ubiquitin protein ligase activity
Source: RefSeq, a predicted model, not a curated record
AUGCGGGGACGCAUCCAACAACUGCAAUUCUACGAUGUCAGCGCAGCUCUCCCUUCCCUCCUUCAAAAAUUCAUGGAUUACAACACCGGCCUUCCAGCCAUCGUUAACAGCCCCGACGACGCCGUCCCCUGGGACAUCAAGUUAGAUUGCGAAGCGAUCCUCUUCCGCUGGCAACGUGGGGACUUCGACCCGAAUUUACUCCGUGGCAUCAUGACUGCUGAACGCAACAGAUCCGCCCGCAAACUCGACCCCACCUACAAAUUCAAACGAGACAGCAUCGUUGUCGGCGACAACCACCUGCGCAACGGCCAAUGGUUCCCGCUGCAAAUCACCACAAUCCGCGACGGCGCCCACGGCGAAAUGGAAGCAGGCAUCUCCGGCCGCAACAAGGUCGGCGCCGUCUCCAUCAUCCUUAGCUCGGCGGGGAAAGGGUACCCAGACGUCGACCAGGGGGAUACCAUCGCCUACUGCGGCACGCACGGCAAGGAUGGCCAGAUAUCCGCGGGCACGAACCUGCUGAUCGAAUCACAUGCGAACCGGACGCCCAUCCGCGUCCUGCGCAGCUCGAAGCUGCCCAAGAUUAACCCUUAUCGUCCCGUUGCCGGGUUCCGGUACGACGGGCUCUAUGAGAUUCAUGGCGUGGACGUGCUGGAUUCGCAGACGAUGUUGCACCGGUUUAAAUUGCGGAGGAUCGCGGGGCAGACGCCUAUUCGAUACCAGGGGGAGGAGAGGCGGCCGACGGUGAGGGAGGUGGAAGAGUGGAGGAUUCUCCAGAAUCUUGAUGCGAGUUCGAAGCUGAAGUAG